This is a messenger RNA of Scleropages formosus (Asian bonytongue), 663 nucleotides long. RefSeq names its product NK2 transcription factor related, locus 9 (Drosophila) (gene nkx2-9). The transcript has 2 exons. Gene Ontology annotation, biological process: regulation of transcription by RNA polymerase II; cell differentiation. Lineage: Eukaryota; Metazoa; Chordata; Actinopteri; Osteoglossiformes; Osteoglossidae. Gene Ontology annotation, molecular function: RNA polymerase II cis-regulatory region sequence-specific DNA binding; DNA-binding transcription factor activity, RNA polymerase II-specific. The record is from RefSeq and is a predicted model, not a curated record. Bases 1 to 663 code for a protein of 220 amino acids. Gene Ontology annotation, cellular component: nucleus.
AUGGCUCUUUCGGCAAAGAUCAGCUUCACGGUGAGGAGUAUUUUGGAUCUACCGGAGCAGGACGCCCACGUUGCUCCUCAGCUCUCGCCGGGCCGCUCGUGCUCCAGCUCUCCGGGUUCUCCGUGGGUGGACAGCGACCGGAGCCACUGUCUCUCGUCAGACGAAAGCGGCGCCGAGACGCUACCUGACUCCACCAAGACGCCAGAAGCCUCCUGCGGAAAUGCGGAGAAGAAGAAGAAACGCCGCGUGCUCUUUUCCAAGGCGCAGACCUUCGAGCUGGAGCGGCGGUUCCAGCAGCAGCGCUACCUGUCCGCACCUGAGCGCGAGCAGCUCGCGCACCUGCUGAGCCUGACCCCAACGCAGGUGAAGAUCUGGUUUCAGAACCACCGCUACAAGAUGAAGAGAGGCCGCAUGGAGGGAUCCCGAGACCUCGAGCCGGCCCCCGUGCUGCGCAGGGUCGUGGUGCCCAUUCUGGUGCAGGAUGGCAAGCCGUUCAAUAGCUGCGACAAGGCGGGAGGUGGAAUCGCGGCUGCGACCUCCGCUCUUGCCUUCGGCCUCCCAGGGUACCAGUCCUUUCAGCAGCCGGCGUCACCCUUCGCGCUCUUCCCCACAUACCAGCACUUAACGGGCUCCUCGGGCUCCCGGCAUCACUGGGUCUGGUGA